Messenger RNA from Megalobrama amblycephala (Wuchang bream), 1419 nucleotides. RefSeq names its product lens epithelial protein. The record is from RefSeq and is a predicted model, not a curated record. NCBI's taxonomy places the organism in Eukaryota, Metazoa, Chordata, Actinopteri, Cypriniformes, Xenocyprididae. Gene Ontology annotation, biological process: multicellular organism development. The transcript is spliced from 2 exons. The coding region runs from base 1022 to 1213 and encodes 63 amino acids.
AUCUAUUACUCAAGGGGUUCACAGGCCCUAAAUAUGUCAGAUCUCAGAUUCUUAUUGCUAUAAUGGCCAUGACAGGGUUCUUCUAAGGUUUCAUUUAUUAACAUUAGUUAACUGUGAAUUCAGUUAACAUGAACUAACAAUGAACAAUACUUCUACAGCAUUUAUUAAUCAAUGGUAACUUUAAUACACUAUUAAUAAUAAAGGUUCCACAGGAGGUUUUCGCAGUGAUGCCAUUGAAGAUUAAUUUUAGGUUCUUCAAAGAACCUUUUAGUGAAUAGUUCUUAAAGAAACCAUUUUUUUUUAGUGUAAAGAGCAUUUUAAUAAUCCAAAGAGCCUUUUGUGUGAUGAAAAUAUGUUUAAGGUUCUUUGUGGAACCAGUGAUGCCAAUUAAAGAACCUGUAUUUUUAAGAGUGAAUACAUUUUCAAAAUCCAAAGUUGUGUUUGUUAAUAUUUGAUAAUGAACUUUUAACUAACAUGAACAAACAAUGAACAACUUGAUUUUACAGAUUAAUAAAUGCUUUAAAGCAUAUAUUGGUCAUUGUUAGCUAAUGCGUUUACUAAUGAGACCUUAUUGUAAAGUGUUAUCAUCAAUUCCCUAAAUCACAUUGACCAUACUGAGUAAAUAACAUGAGAAAAGACUAUCUGUAUUUGUGUGUGCACUAUAGGGGAAUAUUUUGACCAUCAUUCAGGACCUUUCAGUGAACAGUAGAGGAAUUAGAGAUGGACAAUAGGUAGAUGAGAGAUGUUGUGAGGCCAUUGUGCAAUAACAGUGAACAGUUAGCUGGCAUUUUCCACAGCUGAAUAAAACCCAUUUUACAGGGGGCACUGGGUCCGUGUUUCCCUGUCAGAGCAUAGAGUGGGCACGCAGUUCACUUCAGGGUUUCAUCUGAAGACGUUACGGUUGAAGGAAAAAGUGGAGACCCACAACGCGCAGCGGCAAACAAGGACCUGGCCUGCUCUCCAGUUCCUCCCUUCAAGUAUUGCUCGCGCUCUCCAGUCGGCCGUGGAGCGUUUGAGAGAGAUGCACCCACAGCGCCCGCUGCCCCAGGCCAUGCCCUCCUCACUGGGCCAAAACCUGAGAGAUGCAGCUAUGAGGAUGGGCCAUGGCAAGGGCAUACUGGGAGGAAAUGUGGCGUAUGGAGUUAUCCAGUCUCUUAAAGAGUGCCUCUACUUCCUGCUCUGCUGCUGGUGCAUCAAAGAGAUCCUGGACUGAGAGGAAGAAAGAGUUUUUGAGUCAAUGGAUGAUUCGUCACAGUUGUUGAUGCUUUGGCCUGAUUUCAGAUCUCUUUACACAUGCAUAAACGCACAAGCAUUAGAAGCUGCUGUAUUAAUGCAGUUUAAAGUAGUAUCCAAACAUGUUUUAAAAGACACUGUUUGAUAAAACUGUGCAAUAAAUAAAAAUAUAUAAAACACUGAAGA